Elgaria multicarinata webbii is the source of this 1127-nucleotide messenger RNA. It is a transcript of the gene MRPL44, whose product is annotated as mitochondrial ribosomal protein L44. Gene Ontology annotation, molecular function: ribonuclease III activity; double-stranded RNA binding. The transcript has 4 exons. The record is from RefSeq and is a predicted model, not a curated record. NCBI's taxonomy places the organism in Eukaryota, Metazoa, Chordata, Lepidosauria, Squamata, Anguidae. Gene Ontology annotation, cellular component: nucleus; mitochondrial large ribosomal subunit; microprocessor complex. Bases 10 to 993 code for a protein of 327 amino acids. Gene Ontology annotation, biological process: mitochondrial translational elongation; RNA processing.
UUCAGGAGAAUGGCGUCGGCACUGCUGCGGCCGCUAUUGCCAGAGGGUUCCCGGCGCCUACUGGCUGCCACGACGGGACGUUCCGCGGUUCGCCUCCAACCGCAGCGAGGUAACCAGCGCUGGGUCCGCGCUUAUCUGGAGCAGCAGCGGCGGCUGGAGCCUCCAAUGCGCCGUUCUGAGAAGCCUAACUGGGAUUAUCAUGCAGAAGUGCUGGCUUUCGGCCACCGGAUACAUGAGAAGUUUUCAUUGAACGUCCUCAAAACUGCAUUUGUUAAUCGUUGUUAUAUUAAACAUGAAGAGUCCAGACGCCAAUCACUGGGACUAGAGAAAGAAGCAGUUGCUCUUAAUCUCAAGGACAAUAAUGAACUUUCUCUGCAAGGGACAUCUUUUACAUGCUCUUACCUCAAACAGUGCUUUGAAGAGGCUUAUCCAGAAAUGCCACCUGCAGGCAUUGAGGCCCUUGUUAACUUUCUCACCAGUGAAGAAUCAGUGUCUUACUUGGCCAGAAACCUGUCUCUUCAAGACUUGACACUUUGUGCAGAAUUUCCUGUGCCACCUACUGUGCUUCAGCAUACUUUCUUUGCUGUUAUAGGGGCAUUGCUUCAAAACAGUGGCCCUCAGAGAACAGAGAUCUUUGUCAGGGACUUUGUCAUUCCUCAACUGAUAGGAAAAGAACUGUUUGAGAUGUGGAAUGUUAUGAACCCCAUGGGCUUGCUGCUGGAGGAACUGGCGAAGAGGAAGAUAUCUGCUCCAGAACCUAGGCUAACCAGACAGUCAGGAGCUACCACUGCCCUGCCCUUGUACUUUGUUGGAUUGUAUUGUGAUAAGAAGCUUCUGGCUGAAGGUACUGGUGAAACAAUAUUAGCUGCUGAAGAAGAGGCUGCUCGUGUGGCCCUGCGGAAACUGUAUGGGUUCACUGAGAACAGGCGACCCUGGGUUUAUUCUUCUCCACAACGGGAGCGGAGAGCAGAAAAUGCUAUUAGCAGCAGUUAGGCAGAAAAGGUUCCUUUUUCCAUAUGCAAUGAUUCUGCAUUUCAGGGAGCAAAAUGUAAGGAGUGAAUGAUUAUGAAACCUGGGUUCUAAAAAUACUAAUUUCCCUUUCUGCAAAUAAAUUCAGUGGUAUAAGA